CGUGUCCACGCUGGUGGUCCUCCUCAACUGCCUGAGUUUGGGCAUGCUCCAAGCCGGUGACGAGAGGAGCUCCACGUUUCAGGUUGUGGACUCUUUGGUCGUGGCGUUUUUUGUGCUAGAAAUGCUCGUCAAGAUGUUGGCCAAGGGAUGCUUUGGUUACCAGGGCAGUUACCUCGGCAACCGAUGGCACAGGUUGGACCUUUUCAUCAACUGCGGAGUGUUGUUCGGCCACUUUAUGGAAAACGUCAACUUCCACUUCCAAAUCUGCCGGGUGCUCGGACCGAUGCGGCUGGUCAGCAGAGUGACCAGUAUACGGGACGUGUUCGCGGUCCUGAUGGACAUCUUCCCCAUGCUCCUCAACGUUCUCUUCCUCUACCUUUUCGUGGUCCACAUCUUCGGGGUCAUGGGAGUCCAGCUGUGGGCCGGGCUGCUGCGCAACCGCUGCUUCCUGGCGGAGGACGUCCCCGCAGAGUACAAGGCGUCGAUGGCUCCCUACUACACGAGCAUGUACGAUGAUUAUUACCCGUACAUCUGUUCGACCGACGGCAUGAGCGGCAUGAGACGCUGUCACAACCUGCCGCCGUCCGUUGAGAACGGCCAGGCGUGCACUCUGACCCCUCCCGGCGAUGCGCUGGGCCCCCCGGUGGCCAACGCCUGCGUGAACUGGAACACGCUCUACAACAUCUGUCGUGCUGGGGACCUGAACCCGAGCCAUGGGGCCAUCAACUUUGACAACAUUGGCUACGCCUGGAUAGCCAUAUUCCAGGUCAUCACUAUGGAAGGAUGGUCGAACAUCAUGUUUUACGUCAUGGACGCCUAUUCCUUCUGGUGCUUUGUGUUUUUCGUCCUCGUCACCAUUAUGGGCUCCUUUAUCAUGAUGAACGUGUGCGCGGUCGUCAUCGCCACCCAGUUCUCUGACAACCUGGACCAGAUAAAGGAGUGCGACAGGAGAGUCACGGAGGCCGCGUCCAUCUCGGGGGUCUUUUCAAAGUUGACCGGCUGCCUGAAUGGAAUCGGACUCGCCGUCUGCAGUUAUUUACAGGUUUUAACAAAUAGACGUCGUAACCGGGUCCAUCAUAAAGGCGCCGGGACAGAUGACAAGUCGAUCAUGGUUGAAAUCUGCACACCGGUCACCGACUGGUUGCUCAGAGUCGUCAGAAACAAGAUCUUCGACAGAGUGAUCAUUUUCGCCGUUUUCCUCAGCAUCCUCACCAUGGCCGCAGAGCAUCACGACCAGCCGAUGGAGUUGACGAGCGUGUUGCGGAUCAGCAACAACAUCUUGACCGUGGUCUUUGUGGUGGAGAUGGUCUUGAAGCUGGUGGCUCUCAGGUGGCUGUAUUUCAAGGACAACAACAACUUGUUUGACUUUUUCAUCGUCAUCAUCAGCCUGUGGGAGACGAUCACUAAAGUCAGCGGCAGGUUGUCGGUCCUCCGGGUGCUACGGUUUGGGAGGAUGCUCCACUUCUUCCCUCAUCUGAAGAAGCAGCUGCUGGUGCUGAAGAGGGCCAUGGUGGAUGCAGCUCCACUCUGCUUAAUCAUGCUAUUUUUCAUCUUACUUUUCAGUCUCAUCGGCAGGCAGCUGUUUGGAAAGCACUUUGAGUUCAGGACUGUGGACGGAGACCCCGACAGGAAGAACUUCGACACAAUGCUCUGGUCCAUGGUCACUGUGUUCCAGAUUCUGACUGAGGAGGACUGGAACCUGGUGUUAUAUAACAUGAUGGAGGCCACCAGUCCGUGGGCCGCCAUCUACUUUGUGGCGGUCUUAGUGACGGGAAAACACGUGCUUCUGAACGUCCUCGUGGGCAUCGUCAUUCAGGGCUUCCAAGACAGAUCCACCGAGGACGGCCCGUCUGAUCGAGACUCCUCUCAGUCCGCCGGCUCCUCUCCUGCCGACGGGACCCCCGAAGACCCUCCCGAGGAAGGUUCCUUACCUACAAACAAUAAGGACACCAGAUCUCUGAACUGGAUCCAGAAAACACUCCGCUGGUUCAAAGAACAUGAAGACUGGUCGUUCUACAUGUUGUCUCCCCAGAACCGAUUCCGCAUCUUUUGCCAACGUGUGAUUGUUACUAAGAUUUUCAACUACACGGUUUUGGCCUUUAUUGUUCUGAACUGUAUCACCAUCGCUAUGGAGAGGCCUGGAAUAAAACCUGGAAGCACGGAGAAAUUGUUCCUGAAAGUUUCCAGUUACAUAUUCUCUGCUGUCUUCCUGGUCGAGAUGCUUUUCAAGGUUCUGGCUCUGGGUCUGCUGGUCGGGCCCGAGAGCUACUGCCGGUCGGCCUGGAACGUGAUGGACGGCUUGCUGGUGAUUCUUUCUUUCGCCAACAUCCUUGUUUCUCUGGUCAGCAAGGAACACAAAAUGCUGGGCGUCGUGAAAGUGUUGCGCCUGCUCCGCACAUUCCGCCCCCUGAGGGUCAUCAAGCGAGCCCCGAAGCUGAAGCUGGCCGUGGAGGCUCUGAUCGCCGCCGUCAAGCCCAUCGGGAACAUCACGCUCAUAUGCUGCGCCUUCAUCUUUUUCUACGCCAUCCUCGGCGUGCAGUUGUUCAAGGGAAAGUUCGACGUCUGUAUCGGCGAAUUCGUCGAACACAUCACCAACAAGACGGACUGUCUGUCGGCCAACUACCGCUGGGAGAGAAAGUUCUUUAACUUUGACAGCCUGCCGCAGGCUCUGAUGUCGCUGUUCGCGAUGUACUCCAAAGAUAGCUGGGUGCACAUCAUGUACAAUGGACUGGAUGCCGUGGGAGUGGACCAGCAGCCUGUGAUGAACCACAAUGAGUGGGUGCUUUUUUACUUCAUCCCCUUCAUGAUAAUGAGCUUCUUUCUGCUGGACAUGUUCAUCGGCGUGAUGGUGGACACCUUCCACCAGUGUCAGCAGAAGCAGAAGAGGCUAGACGAGGCAGAAGGAACAGCAUUGCAUGUCCGGGGCAGAGCGUCAUACUCGCGCACGCGGCGGUGCGUCCACGCCCUGUGCACGAGCCGCUACCUCGACCUCUUCAUGGCCGCCAUAAUCGGGAUGAGCGUCAUGGUCAUGGCUCUGGAACACUACGGUGAACCUCAGUACAUCACUCAGUUGACCGAGUGUUGCCACUAUGUGUUCACCCUCAUCCUGAUCGGGGAGGUCCUGCUGAAGGUCGUGGCGUUCGGCGGACGCAGGUUCUUGCGAAAUAGUUGGAAUCUGCUGGACCUGGUUGUCGUAUUUGUCUCCGUCUUGGGGAUUGUUGUAACUGAGAUGAAGAUGACGCACACCAUUACCAUCAAUCCCAGCAUCCUCCGAGUCGGCAGAGUCCUCAAACUUGCACAAGUUCUGAAGGCCGAAAAGAUCCGGGUUCUGCUGACAACCGUGAUCAAAACGCUGGCGCAGGUUGGAAACAUAUGUCUCCUUUUCAUAUUUUUUUUCUACGUCUACGCCGCGCUGGGAGUGGAGCUCUUCGGUGAACUCGAAUGCGUGAACAAGGACCUCUGCCGGGGCAUCAACGAACACGUCAACUUCGAGAGCUUUGGAAUUGCCCUGCUCGCUCUGUUCCAGGUUUGCACCGGGGACAAUUGGAGCGUGAUUAUGAAGGACACCAUGACCCAGGAUCGGCAAGACUCUAACUACCUCUUGUGGGUCUCGCCGAUAUUCUUCAUUUCAUUCGUGAUCAUGGCCCAGUUCGUCCUCGUCAACCUGGUGGUAGCUGUGAUUAUGCAGGCCAUGGAGGACAGCAAGGAGGUGAAGGAGGAACGCGUUGCAAAGGACCUGCUCUCGCUCACUCCAGUGGACUCUACCCACCGAGAAGACCGGCUCUAGAUUUCCUAUUCUUUUGGCAAAUCUCUGCACGAGCCUCCUCGUAAAAAAAAAAGAAGCCGGAUUGGAGUCGACGUCGUUGACAGAAUCGGGAUGUUUUCCUCCCAGAGGGAUGCAGGCCAUUUCAAGCUGUGACGAGGAGGAGGGCUCCCGAUAUGUGCGCACACGCACAUAUUUGUCCCAUCUGCUCAUCACUACUUAUCUGCAUGUCCUCAAAAGCUGACAGGGAGAAACUAUAUGCUAUUGCAGUGUUUCUGGUCUGGAAAUGUAUAGAAAAGAGCUGUUUUUCCAAAUGUGUGUUAAAUGAGAUAAAUAAGAUUUAUAUUAGGCUUUUGGAAAAAACAAAACCCUUGUAAAAUAUAACAUUCUCAUCUGUUGUGACCUAAUUAAUGUAUUUUAGGCACCUCACGUUCAAGGUAGACUCAUUAAAUACAUAAAUGAACUCAGUGUUCAGAUAUCUGCCUGCAAAUCCCUGUUGUCGUGGAUA
Molecule: messenger RNA, 4271 nt
Organism: Cyclopterus lumpus (lumpfish)
Lineage: Eukaryota; Metazoa; Chordata; Actinopteri; Perciformes; Cyclopteridae
Product: voltage-dependent T-type calcium channel subunit alpha-1I-like
Exons: 30
Coding region: 44-3787 (1247 amino acids)
Biological process (GO): calcium ion transmembrane transport; sodium ion transmembrane transport; positive regulation of calcium ion-dependent exocytosis
Cellular component (GO): neuron projection; plasma membrane; voltage-gated calcium channel complex
Molecular function (GO): low voltage-gated calcium channel activity; voltage-gated sodium channel activity
Source: RefSeq, a predicted model, not a curated record